This is a messenger RNA of Pestalotiopsis fici W106-1, 1524 nucleotides long. RefSeq lists its product as uncharacterized. The transcript is spliced from 4 exons. Lineage: Eukaryota; Fungi; Ascomycota; Sordariomycetes; Amphisphaeriales; Sporocadaceae. The record is from RefSeq and is a predicted model, not a curated record. Bases 1 to 1524 code for a protein of 507 amino acids.
AUGAAUGUACUCGCCACUCCUUCUGAUUACAGGCCAUUUCCAAAUCGCACGACCAAAUCGAGCACGCCUAAUCAUCAAUAUCAGAAUCUCUCCCAGAAGCUUCGAAAAAUAAGUAGCAAAUUCCUCGCCAAGGCCACCAAGAAACGCUGGUCCAGUAAAUCGACGCCCUUGUAUAUCCACACAAUCGAAUCACCUCCAGCAAGGCCAUCUGUAUUUGACCAACCUUGCCAUUUCGAACACCCAGCAGGGACCAAGAAUGAUAGUCUGACUAAAGGAGCUAUCAUCCCCGUGGUCCCAGCGAAUCCUCCUUCGACGACCUUGGUCGUCGUUAUUACCUCGCCUACUGAUUCACUGGAAAUGAAAUCCAAAGUUGCCGUCACUUCACGCGGAGGCAGCAAUCAAUCCACCAGCCAAAGCUUCAUCGACGCUUACCUGGCCCGACGGAAGCGCGAAGAGAUCAACAAGCUAAUGGAAAUGGUUGAAGGAUGCCUCGAUGCCCUUGACAUUAUAUCUCACACACGUGGUGCCGGGGACUCUUCCCGGCGCCCCAAAAGCAACCACUCAAACUCCUCUGGCAGCAGCGCCGGGACACCUCAGAAGUCAACUCGACAGAAGCGUUCGCUGGCUCACCGAGACAGCUUUGAUGAUUCUGAUCCCGGUCGAGAUGGAAAUGAUCAGGACAAACGCGCGGGGAAAAGGACCAAGACUGAAAUCUCUCCAGCAUUGAAGCUCGCUUGUCCGUUUUUUCAACGGGACCCGUCAAAAUACAAGGGGCGCCAAGCUUGUACUGGCCCGGGUUGGUCGUCGAUAUCCAGGCUGAAAGAGCACAUCUAUCGCGCGCAUCGGCAACCGGACAACAAAUGCAACCGGUGUUGCGAAAUUUUCACCAGCGGCGAUCAGCUUGAAGACCAUCAACGAGCAGAGAUCCCGUGCAAGGUUUCCCAGGACAGGUCAAUCGAUGGGAUAAAUGAGUCACAGUAUAUCAUGCUGCGCAAGAAACCAGUGGGAAAGAAGGAUGAUGCGGAGAGGUGGGAAGAGGUCUAUCGCAUCAUAUUCCCCAAGGCUACCAUGAUUCCUUCUCCCUAUUACGCUUAUGAGGAUUCGAGUCGCAUAACGAGUGUAAGCCACGAUAGUAUGAAGGCCCUGGAAGAAGAACUCAUUCAGGGGGUUCGCAAUGACCUCGAGGACCGAUUUGAUCAAUUUGCGGACGAAACCAGAAUCGGCCUCGUAAAAAUCGUGAAAGACAGAUUCAAGCAAAUCAUUGAGCAGUGGACCGACAAGAAAAAAGGCCCAGAGGCGCCGUCACAACCGCUCGAGGCACAACAACCCGCCUCUUUGCCUGAGUUCCAGUUCUUGGAAGAUUUCGAUUUUGAGAGUUUUGUUGCCAACUCGGACACGAAUUUUGGCUAUGAGCCAUUUCUCACUGAGCCAAUUACUGGCGACUUCGUCUACUCAUCUGAUGCUUCAGACUCGGCAUAUGUCUCCAUGGAUAGCCCAAGAAGCCCCCCAAAGGUGGAGGUCUAG